Messenger RNA from Anisakis simplex (herring worm), 354 nucleotides. NCBI's taxonomy places the organism in Eukaryota, Metazoa, Nematoda, Chromadorea, Rhabditida, Anisakidae. The record is from the annotation of a GenBank genome assembly.
UUUCUGGCGCUGUUCAUCUACGACCGUAGCACGUCGUGUCCGCACGCACACGCGUACGCCAGCGCACACACGCACGCAGCUCAGGCCAUCUCAAGCCAUCCCGCGACGAGGUCGCAGAGUGGCGACUGCGGCACUCAUUUGAGCGCUUUGCAUCAUGCAUCAACCCGAUCCUUGAAUCGAAUCGACUCGCCCGGAGCUGCGAAUGGGCCUGGAGUCCGCUGCUCCGAAGCUCGACUCGGAGUCGGUCUCCGGAGCGGAGUCGGAGAAAGUCGGCAAUCGCCCGAUUGCCGGGCUGAUUCGGCGAGUCUAGCGCCGGAAAUGUUGCCGGAUGGCCCGUCGUCAUUGUCAUUGUGA